CGUCCCGGACAGUCGAUUGAGCAUGAUUCGACUGAUUUUUUGUUAAUUUCUAUUUGCCAAUUUUCAAUCAUCGUAUUAAAUUCAAAAAUAGUUUUUAAUUUUUUUUGAAAAUUUGAUUUGAAAAAAAUAGUUUUGCAAUAAGAAAAAUACUUUUUUCGUAUCAAGAGUUUUUGGUAUUUGGUCAGUGAAAUAUUGGAUUUUAUUUAUUUCUCAUUUGGAAAAAAGGGACGAAGAGGAACAACAACUAAAAAUUGUCGAGGAAAAAAAGAGAGAGAGGAGGAGAAAGAAAAAUUUUUUUUUUUUUUUUGAAAUGAAUCGUGAAAUGUUGAGAUUAUUGGCUUUUGAUAACGAGAUGAUGGAAUGGAUUAAUUUAGAAAGCAAUAAACUUGAACAAAUGUUGAAUUCCUGUUGGUGAAGAUGCUUGUGGACGAGUGCGGGGGUGGCAUGGGAUGGUCCGCAAGUGUCCGAGGGGGUUGGUCAACCCCCGGGGGAUGCGGAAAUUCCGCCAUGAGCUUCGCGGGAAGUGUUCCGUCUUUACAUCCAACAGGAUCGAUUAGAUCACUUCGAUCACAUCACUCCGCUAUGGCACCACCCGAGACACCCAGGCGCUGUUUGCACUGCCAUCCAGUUCAUAUGUCCACUCCGAACAAUUACGUUCAACACCCUGUGCAGUAUUAUACACCGAGUCGUUGUGCGGAUAGGCAAAAUGGCACCUACGUACCACAGCGGAACUCCUAUCAUGGAGACCCUCGACCGCGUUAUAAUGUAGAUUCCGAGGAUAGUGUUGGGGGCAACACAAACUGGGUUCUUGGCGAUUUGCGCAGCCUUCACCGUUGUGUGCCAGCUCUUCGUCGAACAGGUAUAGACGUGGCUGGUAUUCAAACACAUUUCUAUCCCGAGGGUGGCUGGGGAUGGUUGGUGUGUGCCGCGGGCUUUCUGGCCCUGUUGCUUACCACUGGAAUGCAACUUGCCUUCGGUGUUCUCCAUCUUUAUGCUGCCCGACACCUCGGCGAACUUCAUCUAAUGGAUAUAGCUUGGGUUGGUGCUUUAAGUGCCGCUGUGUCACGUGGUUCGGCGCCUCUGGUUGUUGGUGCAUGUCGUCGAGGAAGCACCAGACUCAUAGCAGUGAUUGGAGGACUCGUUCUAGCCUUGGCAUCCCUUUUCACUUCAUUCGCACUCCAAAUGCAUCAAGUUAUAUUAAGCUAUGGUCUUGUGUUGGGAGCGGGAGCCGGAUUGGUAAAGGAAACAGCGGGUCUAGUGCUGGGUCAUUACUUCAGGAAGCGGCUCGAGUUUGUUGAAAUGAUUGUGCAAGCUGGAACGGGCGUGGGGAUAGUGCUCUUCAGUGUUUUCUACCAGGAGGCUGUUGGAAAAUUAGGCUGGAGGCAUGGACUUCAGUCCGUAACUGGAGCACUUUCAGUGACAUUUUUCUUGGGAUUAAUCUAUAGAAGUGCAUCACUUUAUCAUCCUCAACGACGAGCAAUUGUACAUCUUAAAAAUCAGAAAAGUAAACUACGCGAAAAAAAGUCCGCAACAAAAGCACCGCAACGUUUGGUCGAUCUUCGUCCAUUGAGUUGUCGUCCUGUUAGAAUGCUCAUGUUGGCAGCCGGUUCAGCUGCUUUUGGUCUUUAUACACCUGCCUUUUAUAUCGCAUUACAAGGAUACCAAGAAGGAUUGGAAGCUAGUGCCUUGGUUCUGUUGCAAACUUGUUUGGGCUUGGCAGCCGCAUUGGGUUGUGCUGCAUGGGGAGUCGUUACAGCCAGACCAUCUGCUCAGUGUCUGGUUUCCCGACAAUAUCUUUGCCAAGUAGCUCUUCUUGGCGUUGCUAUAGCUCAAGUGGCGCUUGGUAGUGUUCAAGGCUAUCAUGGAAUGGUACUGGCGUGCGGUCUUUAUGGUGCAUCUCUUGGCGGAGCUCUAUAUUCAUUAAAAAUGUUGGCCCUCGAGAGAUUAAGAUCGAGUCAAUUCGCAAGAUCUUGGGCUCUGGUGCAAGCUGCGGAAGCUUUGCCAAUUUUAUUCGGAGUCCCUCUAACUGGUUACAUGAACGCGAAUAAUCCGCGCGUUGGAUAUUACGCGUGCACAUUGAGUUCCUUGUGUGGUGCUGCACUUUUGUUCCUAGUCGGUUGGGGAAGACAGCCGACAUCGCCUCUAGUUGUUGGUCCUAGAAUACCAAAUGUCAGUGGAAUGCCGCCCCCGUGCGCUUGUCCACCGCCGCCUAGGCCGAGAUUGCCCAAGUCUCAAUCUCUUUAUGUCCCACUGGACGUUGAGCAUAAUUAUCGAGAACAUUAUCCGCAACGUGCAAUGAAUCAAGAACGUUAUUGUCAUGCUCAAUGCCACACGAAUCUCAGGCCAAGUAAAAGCGUUCCCGAGGGUCUUGAAAAUCACAAUAAUAAUAGUUUACGACGACCACCGCGUCGUCAUCGCGACGUGACUGUCAUCGAACAAAUUACGACUAGUGUCUAAUGAAAAAAAAAAAAUUAUAAAUAAAAUACAGUCAAGAGGGAAAAUCAAUUGAUUAAUAAUCAUCGCGCACAAUUUAUUCUGGUCCACAAGCGAUUCUCUGAUGGACGCAUUGAGCUUAUUAUCAUUCUGUCGAAUUUCAAUUUCACAUAUACGAAAUUAUAGACUUUUUGUAAUCAUUUUUUUUUUCUCUUAAGUAUCUAGAAUUAAGAAACUGAAUAACGAUUAUUUUCUUAGUUUGCAAAUUCUUUUUUGCAACA
This is a messenger RNA of Leptopilina heterotoma, 2714 nucleotides long. RefSeq names its product monocarboxylate transporter 10. Lineage: Eukaryota; Metazoa; Arthropoda; Insecta; Hymenoptera; Figitidae. Bases 418 to 2457 code for a protein of 679 amino acids. Gene Ontology annotation, biological process: transmembrane transport. Gene Ontology annotation, molecular function: monocarboxylic acid transmembrane transporter activity. The record is from RefSeq and is a predicted model, not a curated record. The transcript has 11 exons.